This is a messenger RNA of Oryza sativa Japonica Group (Japanese rice), 1657 nucleotides long. Its product is annotated as BTB/POZ and MATH domain-containing protein 2-like. Lineage: Eukaryota; Viridiplantae; Streptophyta; Magnoliopsida; Poales; Poaceae. Gene Ontology annotation, biological process: protein ubiquitination. The record is from RefSeq and is a predicted model, not a curated record. Gene Ontology annotation, molecular function: protein binding.
CUUAUUCUUUGGCUGUUUAGGCCAAACGAUGGGGCUGCAGGUCAUGUACGCUGGGCUAUAAACCCAAUUCGACUACUAUUAAUUUCGGAUUUUUCUUUACAUGUUCUUUUUCAUCGAUCUUUUGAGAAAACAAGGGAAGACCGGAAGAGUACGUGAAAACACUUUCCCCGGUCUAAACCCUACAGGACCAGCUAGCGUGCUGCCAUGUCCCCCGCCGUAGGCCGUGGCAACCCGCCGUCGCGGUCAGCCUCCUCCUCCACCAUCGUGGCCGAGACGGCGACCGGGUAUCACCUCCUCAAGAUCAACGGCUACUCCCUCACCAAGGCCACCACCCCCACCGGCUCGUUUCUCCCUUCGAGCCCGUUCACCGUCGGCGGCCACCGCUGGAACAUCAAAUACUACCCCAAUGGAGAUGACGUCAAGACCGCCGAUUACAUAUCUUUCUUUCUCGUACUAGAAGAAGAAGAGACCAACAUGGGUUUGACGGUGCAGGCCAAGUUCAAGUUUAGUUUCGCUAACCAGGUGAAGAAGCAACCUUCGCUGAAAUACAGGCCCAUAAAGACAUUUAAUCUCGAGGAUUCUUGUGGUUGGGGCUAUGUGGAGUUCAUCAAAAGGGUAGAUCUCGAGAAGUCCGAUGAUCUUAGGGACGAUUCUUUCACCAUCCGGUGCGACAUUGUCGUCGUCCGUGAGAUCCGCACCGAGGAGACGACCGAGAUACUCCCCGUCGAAUCCUUUGUACCCGUGCCCCCGUCCGACAUGGACCAGCAGUUCGGCGACCUGCUGGAGACCGAGAAGGGCGCGGAUGUGGUGUUUGAGGUCGGCGGCCAGACGUUCGCCGCGCACCGGUGCGUGCUCGCGGCGCGGUCGCCGGUGUUCAGGGCGGCGCUCUACGGCUCGAUGAAGGAGGGCGACACUGAUGGAGUCGUGCACAUUGAAGACAUGGAGGCGCAGGUGUUCAAGCUGUUGCUCCGCUUCGUGUACACCGACUCGUUGCCGGAGAUGGAGACGGAGGAAGACGUCGUAUGCCAGCAUCUGCUCGUCACGGCGGAUCGAUACGACCUGCACAGGCUCAAGCUGAUGUGCGAGAACAGGUUAUGCAAGUACAUUGGUGUAAGCACGGUGUCGAACAUCCUGGCACUAGCUGAUCAGCACCACUGCGACGGGCUGAAGAAGGCGUGCUUCAGUUUUCUUGGCUCACCGGCGAACCUGAGUGCUGUCGUCGCCAGCGACGGCUUCAAGCAUCUGAGCAGGAGCUGCCCCUCUCUUAUGGAAGAACUGGUCGUUAUGCUUGCACUUCCGCCUAGUCAUGCUUAGUGUUCGUGUGCUCUUUUUUUAGAUAACUAGUUAUCGUGCACGUGUAAGGCACGUUUUGACAUUAUAUACACAGAAGUAGAAUAAUAAAUGCUACUUUUUUAUGCAACACUCCAUAUAAAUUCUUCACGUAAAAAUUGAGUUUCAUAGACCAUAUGGAGCUUUGGAAUUUCUGUUAAUAAAGACGGAUGGUGCAUUGCAUCUUAUAUUGUCACUCUAGGAAUGCUCCCGAGGACAAAAAGAUAACUACACAGAAAUAUUUCACUAAUAUAAAAACAGAAACAACUUUGAAGUAUCUUUGUCUGAGAGUCACUAUGCUCACUACUUAUGUGAGAUUGCUAGCAUC